Brassica napus (rape) is the source of this 735-nucleotide messenger RNA. RefSeq lists its product as uncharacterized. The record is from RefSeq and is a predicted model, not a curated record. Bases 57 to 590 code for a protein of 177 amino acids. The transcript has 2 exons. Lineage: Eukaryota; Viridiplantae; Streptophyta; Magnoliopsida; Brassicales; Brassicaceae.
AGUUUUAGGGUUUAUUUGCAAGAAAGAAAAUUAACCUGAAAAUUCGGCGAUAAAGUAUGUCGCAAAGUUCUUCCUUGAAAUCUGAUGCAGCCUCUGCAUUUACCAUUCUUCCAGAGUUCGCAGCGGCCAAGGCGGCGACCAUGGAGUUAAACCAGAGCUUUAAGACAAAACUUGUGUCUUUUAGAUCAUUCAUACGUAAAACCACCACCUCCAAAGAUGAGGUCAGAGCUUCCAUAAGGUGCAUUGGCAGAUGCAUUGACAAUAUGGAGAUCAGUUUGAACGAUUACGAAGUGAUUGUCGAGGAUAAGGUGGAUCGACCCGAGGUUAGCUCCUCUGAAGAUUUGAGCCACGACCAACUGAGGUCAAAUGCCACGCUACUCUUGAAGUAUUUCAAGAACCGCACUCUCGAGUACUUUUUUGCCGCUUUCUUCCCUCCUGAUAUUACACAUGUUGACGAUGCUAUGGCCCAGUUUGGUCUCAUCAGGUCUCAUCUCGAAAAUUGUGAGUCUCUCAUUUACAAGGUUAUGAUGGAAGCUUAUGACUGCAUAGCAAGUUCUGAAGAUGAAGACUCUGGGUAUAUAUUUUUCUAGCUUACCUCAUGUUGGAUCCGAUCGAUUAGCUUAUUUUAUUUUAACUUUGAUGUGGAUUUGUGUUAGUUUGACACUCCUAAUGAUGUGCCACGUUUUUAUGUUACUAUGUCUCACUCUCAAACUAAUGGAUCUAUGUUAUUUUUAA